This is a messenger RNA of Plasmopara halstedii, 588 nucleotides long. Its product is annotated as RxLR-like protein. Gene Ontology annotation, biological process: protein targeting to ER. The transcript has 3 exons. Gene Ontology annotation, cellular component: endoplasmic reticulum; mitochondrion. The coding region runs from base 1 to 588 and encodes 195 amino acids. The record is from RefSeq and is a predicted model, not a curated record. NCBI's taxonomy places the organism in Eukaryota, Oomycota, Peronosporomycetes, Peronosporales, Peronosporaceae.
AUGGCGCCCAACCUCAUGAUGAUGGGCGUAACGCUUAUGCUAGCGUUCGCCACACGUUCUGUACUAGACACAGAGGAUUCUUUCCAAACGGGCAUUGUGCGUGGCUUGUAUGGGGUCUCGCAAUUCGUCUGCUACUGUGUGCUAGUAUAUCUGUAUGUCAAGACUUUAAACAACACAGAGCCUGGUGUUGUAACUGUGAAGGAGGAUCUCGGCUUUGGUCAAACUGGGGAUCGCGACGAAAAGAUUACAGUAGCUGAGCAUGACCAACGUGCCGUCAUAAAGGAGCUUCAACGCACUGCGCUGGGUACAUUGAUGACGCUGUUGAUGCAUUGGAAGUGGGGCUUUUUUCCACCUCUUGUGAUCCAAACUGUGACACAGCCUGUUAAUUUAUUCCAGGCGCCUAUAGUCAAGGUAAUAUUGAUGGGCGAGCGUGCGUGGGGUGAGCUGCGUCGCCCAUGGUUAAAUCGCAAUGACAUGAGCAAGUCAAUCAACUCAUGGAACAACACUAUCUUGUCAGCAAUGGGCGAGUCACCUGCUAAGAUUAAUAAGAAGGCAAGCAAGAAAGCUGCGAAGCGGAAAAAUAAGUAG